GUGUGUGUGUGUGUGUGUAUACAGAGUACUCUCUAGAUAGAUGCUGCUGCUCUGAGGACUGAGAGUAGUGCUCUCGUGUGCAUGUGAUUGAUGAGAACUAAAUAAUGAAAAAAAAAAAAAAUAUGUCAUGUAACGGACGCGUGUGAGUAUCGGUAGUCCGGGGUAAAUCCGGGCUGCAACGACCGACACAAGAGCAGGAGGAGACGAACAAACGCCAGCCAGAAGGGUGCGGAGGUAAAUGACGUGGACGCACGACGUGGACGAUGAUGGUAAACAGCCUGGAGGCUGGCCACUCGUCGGCUUACCAUCACCUAGGAGGCGCCGGCGGAGGCGGAGGAAGCUUCAGGGACGUCAAACAAUGGCUCAUACGCCACCGCUCUCCCAGAUUCGUUGUUUUGGUCAUCGCUCUCUUCUGCAUCGUGCCCUUCUUCUCGCACUACUACCUCUCCAAGGUGGAAACAGAUCUGUCGUACCUGGAUGUACACCAAACAAGAGCCAAGCUCGAGGGUUUCCACGACUUCACGUCGAUGAAGGCGGCUGAUCUGAAGUACCGCAUAGAGGAGAUGCUGCGUAUCAAACAGUCGGUCAGCAACGAGCUCAGGGACCUCGAGGUGAAGCGCAGGAAGCUGCUCUCGGAGGUGAGCAGCUUGACCCAGCAGAUAGACGAGCUCAAGCAGGAGAUGUUGCACCAACAGAUGGAUCUGGACAGGAUGAAGAUCAGCAUUGUGCAGGCACAGGCGGCUCAGAGGGAAGCCGUGGAGAGGAAUACGCCGGAGCUGGCGCCGCCUAAGAGAAUACUUGGCGACGCCGUGCCGGAGGUAUUGCCUCCUAACUUGAACUCCCGAGCUUGCCGGAUGUUUAAUUGCUUCGAUCACAGUCGCUGUGCUCUGACCAGUGGCUUUCCGGUCUAUCUCUACGAUCCCGAGGAGUUUUCUGUCGUCAAUCCUGGCUGGGACAUUGAUGGAUUUUUGAAGACCUACAUCAAGCACACUCUUGGCUACAAUGCACACCUGACGUUCGAUCCCGCAGAGGCGUGUAUAUACAUUGUCCUAGUCGGCGAAGCUCUACCAGCAUCCCAAAAUACUCCCGCCAGUAUCAGCCAUCCUCUGGAUAUUAAAAAACUUCAGUCGCUCCCUUACUGGGGUGGUGAUGGCAGAAAUCACAUACUUUUGAAUCUUGCACGUAGAGAUUUGUCUGCUAACUCUGCAGAUAUGUUUGACAGAACCGAUACUGGCCGUGCCAUAGUUGUACAAUCGACCUUUCUGAGAGAACGCUUUCGUGAAGGUUUUGACCUGAUUGUACCGCCGAUAUUGGGGCCUCCAGGGGGUGACAUCUGGCAGGAAUGUGCUCACAUGUUGCCCGCUCGAAGGAAAUAUUUACUAUCAUUUCAAGGUGAAAUGCGCGCCUUGAAGUCGUUGUCUACGACGCAUCAAGUGAUAGACGACGCCGAGUUGGACAUUGAAAAAGCAUCUCUGGAUGAUAACAAUUUAGACAAUUUCAUAAUUCAGCAUUUAAGAGAAAUGAGCAAUGGCGUGACGUUGGACAAAUUUUUCAUAGAAUUCGAGUGCAAUCCCGCAUCUGAGGAGAAAAAGUUGAACGAGGUCCUGGACUGGUCACUUUGCGGCACGGAGUCGUCGAGAAAAACCAUUUUGAAGGAGUCGACGUUUGCUCUGAUACUUGCUCCGAGUAACGUUAGUUUUCUGUCCACUGCCUCGAUACAGACGAGACUGUACGAGGCGUUGAGAUCUGGUGCCAUACCCGUUAUUUUAGGAGGAGAUAGGGUGUCUUUGAGUUACAAAGAAGUUAUUGCUUGGAGGAGGGCUGCAAUAUUUUUGCCCAAGGCCAGAGUUACAGAGAUGCAUUUCCUACUGAGAGCCGUUCCAGACAACGAUCUGUUAGCCAUGAGAAGGCAAGGAAGGCUCAUUUGGGAACGUUAUUUGGGAACAGCUCAGAGUACAGUUGACACGAUUGUUGCCGUGCUGAGAACUCGCUUAGGCAUUCCUCCCUUACCAGCAACUCAAGCCCCAAGUACUAGCGUUUUUAAUUCUUCCUUUGUGCCUUUGAGGUCGGAUGCCAUAAUCGCUGAAUCCGAAGCUGAAGAGAAUCUAGGUCCAUUGGAGCCACCAUACCCGUCACCAGCUUACAAAAGAAAUUAUACGAUAAUGCUGGUGCAAGGCUAUGAAAUGUGGAACGAUUGGGUCGAUCCGUUCAAUCUGUAUCCUCAAUUGCCGUUUGAUACGGUCUUACCCAGUGAUGCCAAGUUCAUAGGCUCGGAAGUCGGAUUUCGUCCAAUAAAUAAAGGAGCCGGUGGUUCAGGUAAGGAGUUCAGCGAAGCACUUGGCGGCAAUCAUCCGCGCGAACAGUUUACUAUCGUGAUGCUCACCUACGAAAGAGAACAGGUCUUGAUCAACUCGCUGUCCCGGCUCUACGGUUUGCCAUACUUGAACAAAGUCAUCGUCGUCUGGAAUAGUCCAAAGCCACCUGUGGAGGAUCUAAGGUGGCCCGAUAUUGGGGUUCCCGUACACGUUGUCAAAACCAAGAGGAAUAGUUUGAAUAACAGGUUCCUGCCAUUCGAUGCCAUAGAGACAGAAGCCGUCUUGUCCGUUGAUGAUGACGCUCACUUGCGACACGAUGAAAUAAUGUUUGGGUUCAGAGUUUGGAGAGAACACAGAGACAGAGUGGUUGGUUUUCCAGGGCGCUUUCACGCUUGGGAUCAAAAUAAUCAUAACACUUGGAACUACAAUUCCAAUUAUUCGUGCGAAUUGUCGAUGGUAUUGACGGGCGCUGCAUUCAUUCACAAGCAUUACACUUAUUUGUAUACUCAUUGGCUACCUCAGGCUAUUAGGGACAAAGUCGACGAGUACAUGAACUGCGAGGACAUAGCGAUGAAUUUUUUGGUAUCGCAUAUUACGAGGAAACCUCCAGUAAAGGUCACGUCUCGGUGGACGUUUAGAUGUCCAGGGUGUCCAGUGUCACUGUCGGAAGAUGACACGCAUUUUCAAGAAAGGCACAAAUGUAUCAACUUUUUUUCACAAGUCUUUGGUUACAUGCCAUUAAUGAACACGCAAUAUCGAGCCGAUUCGAUACUGUUCAAAACACGGAUACCACAUGACAAACAGAAAUGCUUCAAAUUUAUAUGAGCAUUUAAAUCGUAUUCAAUCAUUGAUGUCACCAAAGAAUUGGUGACAGACAUGUAAAUAUGUAGGUAAUUGUAUAGUAGAAAUAUUUUUACAAUACGAAAUCACGAGGCCAUAACAGUUUAUAGGUAACUUAUGAACAAAUUAACCGUAAGUAUGUUUUAAUCGAACAAAACGUUUUUGACGACCGUAGUAUGUAAGUACAACUUUUUUUGAAAGUUUUAUUUUUACCAGCCAUACUAAUUUAUUAAAUACU
Copidosoma floridanum is the source of this 3393-nucleotide messenger RNA. It is a transcript of the gene botv, whose product is annotated as tripeptidyl-peptidase 2. The record is from RefSeq and is a predicted model, not a curated record. NCBI's taxonomy places the organism in Eukaryota, Metazoa, Arthropoda, Insecta, Hymenoptera, Encyrtidae. Gene Ontology annotation, cellular component: membrane. Gene Ontology annotation, molecular function: glycosyltransferase activity.